Darwinula stevensoni is the source of this 737-nucleotide messenger RNA. NCBI's taxonomy places the organism in Eukaryota, Metazoa, Arthropoda, Ostracoda, Podocopida, Darwinulidae. The record is from the annotation of a GenBank genome assembly.
UUUUUUUGCAUCCAAGGUUUGUUUGUAUGGAUUUUUGGAGGCAUUGCUGAGCAUUCAGAAAUGGAGAUGGAUGUGAUAGAGAAGGAUGCUUACAUGAUAUUUGGUCUAUUGUGGAUUUUGUUUGGUGUCCUCAUAUUUUGCUGCUUUACAUUGUUAUUCCAUCACUGUGUCCCUGCUUCAGCCAACCACACAACAAGACAAGCAUGGAAGUGGAAGAACAUUGCCACAUCUUGCACUCAUGCCCUUAUCACUGGCCUGGGAGCUUUCCUUGUCAUGUACCUGAAGCCUGAGAUUGCAGAGGACCUCAUUUCCACCUACUCCACCCCUGCUCAUGCCUUGGUUGCUAUUUCCGUUGGUUACUUCAUUGUGGAUUCAGUGGACAUGUAUGUCAACAACAAGGGUAGGGCAUCUUAUGAGCUUCUUGUCCACCAUGUGUUUGUCAUCUUGUGUUUUGGCCUCACUGUUGUUGUGGGUUACUAUCUGGGCUAUGCAAUAGUUGCCCUCAUCUGUGAGGUCAAUAGCUUCUUUCUCCACAUUCGGCAACUCAUGCUCAUCCAGGGUGUCCCCAAAGAGACCUCUUGCUAUCGACUCAACAGUCUCAUCAACAUUGGUUCGUUUCCAUUGGUCAUGUGACAUUCUCUGCCCUUCAAUAUUAUCUUCCAUGAUCAUGAAACCUGCCAACAGGACAUAUCUUGUCAAAGUAAAAAUGAAAUGCCCCACAGUUAUUGAAAGCAGGU